AUGAAGUUCACAAUCUCAUCGACGAUAUUUCUAACAAUACUUUUCGAUGCCGAUGCAUUGGACCUGAACCGAUUCUUUUGGCACGGUGAUCAACCUCAGACGACAGAAGAAGUUCAGAUAGUGGAGAUCGUUCGAUGGCGUCAACCAGUUUGCAUGAAACCCGCGAGGAGUGUAUCGUUGUGUCUGGAAGGCCUGCAAAAAUUUCAAACGGAGUACGAGCGUGUCACCGGCAAGCGAUUGAAAGAAGAAGAAGAAGAGGGAUACUCGAUGUUGACCGACGUGCAGUCGAAGUCGCUCGAACAGGAAGUUCUAAGCAAAUUCGAAUCUCCGGAAAUCGUCGUUUCCUUUCCUCGGGAGCAACUGCAACCCUCUGAAGAAUCCCUCGAAGAGAGAUCAGUGGAAUCGAGUCGAAGGACAUCUACAUUGACGGAAGAACAGGAAACGAACGUCAGGGAGGAGAGACACCUUCCGCAUUUGGAAAAACUGACCAAACGAAAACAGAUUUACGUAACCAAAGUUCUGAAUGCUCCAGUUACUGCUACCUUAGUCGCUCAUAACUGUCUGCCUGAUGUCGGAAUACCAUUGUGCGAGCAUCAGGAUGGGAACACUGAAGCUUUUGAAUCGCACAACGUGAGACCAUCCCUGAGUAUCACAUUGGCUAACACGAACGACGAGGGCAUCGUGGAAUUAUCUGGCGAUACGUUUCAUAGAGUUUCAACAAAAUCAAUUGGCGAAGUAGACGAGAGGAAGCCAGAAAUUGUCGCCAAGGACCCAAACUUCGUUCAAACACCCACGAGUUUUACUUUGGAUUGUCCUAGCGCCACGCGUACUCCCGUUUCGCGGCAGCAACUUGCGAUUUCGAGAAACGACGGAGCUGUUGUUUCGAACGUUGCUGGCAAACCUCUAGUUCUUAACAAUAUUUCGCCGUGUAGCGUAUUCGAGAAUCGAUCGCUAAAAGAAAGUAGUAAUCAGUUUGCAGAGUUUGGAAUGAAGAAGUCGUCGAUGGAGGAUGAGACGGAGAACGUGGCAUCGAGGAAGCAAGAAAUUUCGCUGGAUAAUGUUCACGAUGGCAAUAAAUUCGAUUUGGCAGAUGGAAUGCCAGUUCGAGUGCCGGUGUUUUCGGAUUGGUUGAAGGUAAUGGAUGAUAUUGAAGAGACACCGGAUGUACCGAAACCCUGA
Heterotrigona itama is the source of this 1179-nucleotide messenger RNA. NCBI's taxonomy places the organism in Eukaryota, Metazoa, Arthropoda, Insecta, Hymenoptera, Apidae. The record is from the annotation of a GenBank genome assembly.